Molecule: messenger RNA, 4844 nt
Organism: Clarias gariepinus (North African catfish)
Lineage: Eukaryota; Metazoa; Chordata; Actinopteri; Siluriformes; Clariidae
Gene: srrm2
Product: serine/arginine repetitive matrix 2
Exons: 15
Coding region: 213-4343 (1376 amino acids)
Source: RefSeq, a predicted model, not a curated record
CUGUCGCGUGGAUAUGACGUCCUCAGUGACGACACGUUUUCGUUCUUUAGCCAACGCUACGCAGCUCGUUUUUUAGUUUUGGCAAAAUCCUCGGCUUUAUUUGUGUUCAGUGAGUUUUUAUUUAGUUCCCUCGAUAGAGCUCGGCCGGUGCUCGGUUUCCGUGAGGAGUGAGGUUGUGUUCUCUCCCUCGCGGGGGAACAAAGAGAGCAGAGAUGUAUAACGGGAUCGGAUUGACCACACCGCGCGGCAGCGGCACCAACGGCUACGUGCAGAGGAACCUGUCGUGCGUUCGGGCCAAGCGUAACCGAGACGAUCACGGACCGAAGGACGAGAAGGACAGGGAGAGACUGGAGAGCCAGCUGAACCGACAACCCAACGCUGACAUCCUGGAGCACCAGAGGAAGAGACAGCUGGAGGUCAAAUGUGCUGAACUUCAGGACAUGAUGGAGGAGCAAGGGUACUCGGCUGAGGAGAUCGAGGAGAAGGUGAGCAGUUUCCGUAUGAUGCUGCAGGAGAAACAGGAUCCUUCUCCGUCUGCUGCCGAGAAACCGACUGUGACGGAGACACACGCUCUGGCUGCCGCGAACCAGCAGAAGAACGACCGGCUCAGGGAGGCGUUCGGAAUCGGCUCGGACUACGUGGACGGCUCGUCUUUUCACCCCGAACGUAAAGAGCGAGAGCGAGAGAAACGCGAGCAGGAGAGGCAGGAGAGAGAGCGGCUGCAGCAGCAGAAAUACCAGAUUAUUGAAGACUCUGAUUCGGAUUCUUCACCUACUCGAAAGCAGAGCCGUAAGAAGAAAAGGAAGAAAGUGAAAAGUAAAGAGAGCUCUGAAAGUCCGUCUCCAUCGCCUCGGAGAGAAACGAAGAAAAACAAGACGAAGAAAAAGAAAAGGGAGCGGUCAGUUCAGAGUGACCACAGCAGCUCGUCAGAGGAGAGCCCUGAGAUAAAGAAGAGUAAAAGAAAGCGAAGUAGUGAGAAUGAGACUCCUCCUCCUCCUACAAAAAGCCGGCGGCGGCGCAGCAGGUCAUCCAGCUCGGCUGGCAGCAGGUCACCGGUCGCGGUAAAGGAGAAACAGAACGACACGUCUGUAGCCCGGCCAGAUGAGGGGAGGAAGGGCAGAUCACCUGAUCGUAGGGGGCGCCACAGAGACAGUCCAGAAAAGGUGGAGGUGAGACAGAAGUCCUCGAGACAUUCCAGAUCCCCUGACCGGAGCAGGAUGGGCCGGGAAAGAGAGCGGGAAAAGGAGCGAGGGAAAGAAAAGGUUCAAAAAGGGCGCCAUGAUUCGUCGUCUUCAUCUCGGUCUCCGCCUCCUAAAAAUCAGAAAGACAGACGAGCACAUAGCGAGGAGCGAGACGGAGAGAAACCUUCUCAACGCAAAAGACAUGACUCAUCAUCUCCAUCCCCGUCUCCGAAACGCCAGAGAGACAGAAGGCAGCGGAGCACAGAGAAAGAGCGAGAGGACGAGAGGAAGAAGAGGGUCAGCAAGCCCCAGAAAAGACACGACUCGUCCUCCUCAUCACCUUCGCCGCAGAGAGACCGAGCGCGGGGGGGGUGCAGCGGUGACAAGGAGAGGGCAUCUUCACCCGCACGUCCCUCAGACAAAGACAGAGCGAGGGACAGAGACGCUGCCUCACAGUCGAGUCGAGUCAGAGAGAGCGAGAAACGGAGAGAUAGAGCGCGAUCCAGUGACUCAUCUGUCUCACCUCCCUGCCACUCACCAUACGCCAACGGGAAACAGAAAGAGGCGGAGCGCGCGAGGGAGAGGGAGCGAGAGGAGCAGAGAGAGAAGGAGCGAGAGGAGCAGAGAGAGAAGGAGCGAGAGGAGACGAGAAGAAAAGAGCGAGAGAGAGAUGCUGAGAAGGUCCAGGAAGAGGUGAAGAGAAAAGAACGAGAGAGCAACAGAGAAAAGGGACGAGAGGAGACGAGGAGAAACGACCGAGAGGCAGAGAGAGAAAAGGGACGAGAGGAGACGAGGAGAAAUGACAGAGAGACUGAAAGAGAAAAGGGACGAGAUGAGACGAGGAGAAACGAACGAGAGACUGAGAGAGAAAAGGGACGAGAUAAGACGAGGAGAAACGAGCAAGAGACUGAGAGAGAAAAGGGACGAGAUGAGGCGAGGAGAAACGAGCAAGAGACUGAGAGAGAAAAGGGACGAGAUGAGACGAGGAGAAACGAGCAAGAGACAGAGAGAGAAAAGGGACGAGAGGGGACCAGGAGAAACGGCCGAGAGACAGAGAGAGAAAAGGGCCGAGAGGAGACGAGGAGACACGGCCGAGAGGCAGAGAGAGAAAAGGGACGAGAGGAGACGAGGAGAAACGGCCGAGAGGCAGAGAGAGAAAGGGAGCAGGAGGGGGUGAAGAGAAAAGAAGAACAAGACAGGAGAUGCUCUGAAGAGAGACACUCCGGGAAAGACUCCGAGUCGGGAGACAGGAGGACGGAGCGAUACAAAGCCAAGACGGAGACAAGGGACGAGAGGGUGAGGGAGAAAGAGAGGCAGGAAAAAACCCGAGAGAAAAGUCCACUGGAGAAAGAAAAAGCUCAGAGCAAGGAGAAGGAGAGAAAAAAAUCAAAAGGUUCGAGUAGCAGCAGCAGCAGCGAUGGCAGCAGCAGCAGCAGCAGCAGUAGUGACACAGACAGCAGCAGCAGUGACAGCGACUCUGACAGCUCCUCGUCAUCAUCUUCCUCCUCCUCUUCCUCCUCAUCUUCCUCAUCUUCAUCCUCUGAGGACGAGAAAAAGGAGAAAAGUAAAGGGGUGCCUCCUGCCGUCAUAGCGCAAGCCAUGGCUCGGAGAGGGCAGGAGAAGGGAAUGAGGGAUGCAGACCGGGAGAGCUCCGCCUCUGUAACCGCACCGGCUCCGCCCACCACAAAGGAUGACAGGGAGAGAGGCGGGGACAGGGAGUCGACUCAGGAGAAAGAUCGAGGAAAGGAGCGGUACACUCCCACCGAGACCUCCAGCCCUCCUCCGUCUCCUCCAGCACGAAGGAGGUACAGUCCUGAGGAGGACACGCACGCCCAGGGCAGGGAGCGGGGGGGUGACCGGUACACGCCCUCGGACCGAGACAAGAACCGAGCGAGCGAAAGAAAGCGACCGUCUCCGCCCACAGCGCGGGAGAAGGAGAGCCAAAACAAAAGAGUCUCCUCGCUGUCACGUUCCCCCUCACAUUCUCCGGCACGGCAACGCCUAGAUCCUCCACGAGGAGGCAAGAGAGCGACACCGCCCUCACGACGAGACAGGGAGCGAGACAGGGAGAGGGAGCGAGACAGGGAGAGGGAGCGAGACAGGGAGCGGGAGCGAGACAGGGAGAGGGAGCGAGACAGGGAGAAGGAGGACAGGGAGAGGGAGAGGGAAAGAGAGCGAGACAGGGAGCGAGACAGGGGAAGACCAGGCGAUAGAGCAAGAGCACACUCACGAGAAAGGAGGACGAGAAGCAGCCGGUCACGAAGCCCUCGCAGGCGCUCGCCCCCGUACAGGUCUCGUCGUUCUCCUUCUCCUGCGUCCCGGCGCAAAAGCAGUCGCUCUCUUUCCAGGGAAAAACAGAGGGAGCGAGAAAGGGAGAGAGAGCGAGAAAGGGAGAGAGACCGCGAACAAGAGAGGAAGCGGGAGCUGGAGAGGGAGAGAGAAAGAGAACGUGAGAAAGAGAAGGCAGCGAGGUCACCUCCUUGUCGCUCUUCCUCUACAUCUUCGUCCUCCUCGAGUUCGUCCUCCUCCUCCUCCUCGCCCUCUCCUCAGAGGAAGCCCGAUCCCCCAAAGGACAGGAAGUGCGAGAAGAGGCAGCGCUCUCGUUCCUCCUCGCCUCCUCCCGCUCAGGAAUCUCCCAAACGCUCCAGACGGCCAUCUCCGAGCUCCAGGUCUCCUCCCGUCGGCCAAUCGGAAACCAGGACGACUUCAAGGGGUCGCUCGAGGAGCCAGUCUCCACGGGAGCGGCGCAGGACCCGGAGCCAGGAGCGACCAGUCAGAACGGAGGACACUGUGAACGGGAGAGAGGAGAAAGAAGUUGCAAAGCAGCAGAAGAGCGACAGCAGGAGCAGCUCCAGUUCUUCAUCGUCCUCGUCCUCAUCAUCAUCAUCUUCAUCCUCGUCCUCCGAUAGCUCCGACUCCGAGACGGAGAAAGGGGGACGGAAAGCGGCCGUGAGUAGACACUCGUCCUCCUCAGAGCGUGAGGAAGUGAAGAAGAAAAGUUCUCCUCCUCCUCCUGCACGUCGGGCCAGAGAGCCUGCAGACUCGCUCAGAGACUCCAGAUCACUCAGCUACUCUCCGCCUGCACGUCUGCGCAGAGCUGCGCGCUCCCCUCCGCCCCGCCGGAGAUCCAGGAGCAGAUCGAGCAGCAGGAAGAGAAAAUAAUCACCAGGAGUCAAUCAAUCAGAAGGAGAGCUGUACAUCACUGACGCUAUCUUCGUAUAUUUCUUUUCCCAUGACCUUUCUAUUGUCUAACUUUGGGGAAGCAAAACACAGCAAAAAGUAUUUGUAAAUGAUGAUCUGCACAUGAAUUAAACUGGAGCGAGAAGUCAUGCACUCGCGUUUACACACAGGGAUUUGGUUUUGGUUUAUUUUUUACUUUUAUUACGGUGGUGAUGCGUGAGGAACGGGAGAGAAGUAGAGCUGCAGACGUGUCACGUGUUCCUCUGUGCCAACACACACCUGAAUACUCGACUAUAAAUAGUGUUUCUCUCCCUCUCCUGCUCUCUCCCCGUCCACCCACCCACUCUCGCUUUGGUCUGAAUGUAGAUAAGUCACUAUGAUCAGAACCGUCACUGGGUGGAACGUGUCCUGCUUUACACACUUGUUUCACUUUGUGGGAAAACUUGAGGACAGAUAAAUAAAUAAUAAAUGGUUGUAUCUGUA